Lathyrus oleraceus (garden pea) is the source of this 1631-nucleotide messenger RNA. Its product is annotated as F-box/kelch-repeat protein At3g06240. The transcript has a single exon. The record is from RefSeq and is a predicted model, not a curated record. Gene Ontology annotation, molecular function: protein binding. NCBI's taxonomy places the organism in Eukaryota, Viridiplantae, Streptophyta, Magnoliopsida, Fabales, Fabaceae. Bases 177 to 1418 code for a protein of 413 amino acids.
UUUACAUCAAUGGCUUAGAUACGAUUAAAUGCGCGAUUGCUUCAAAAUUUGAAUGCAAAUAUGCUACUAAAUCAUAUAAGACCUGUAGCUUAAAUAUCUCAUUUCCAAUUGAAAAAUCACAAAACCCCAAACCCUCAUUUCAAUUGCAAACUAAACCCGUUUGGUUUGCGUCGGAGAUGGAGAAAUCUCCACCGGCGGCCGAGGCGAUUGAAGAAAUAAAGGUAAGAAACAAUCUUCAUAUUCAUGACGAUCUUGCAUUUUCCAUUCUAUCUAAAUUACCUCUAAAAUCCUUGAAGCGUUUUCAAUGUGUACGCAAAUCAUGGUCCAUUGUAUUUGAAAACCCUAAUUUCAUGAAUUUGCUCCGCAAUCAUUUCUUAUCCAAUGACAAUUCUGAUUACGGUGAUGGUGAUACAUUCAUCUUCCUAAGUGAGGCUGAUCUUCCUGUUACACGUGGCGCAUUCUAUCUGCUCUCCAAUGAGAGCUUUGAGAAUAGAAUCAAAUUUAAUUUGCCACCUCCAUUUCAAGAGAAUGACUGUUCACUUUAUGUUUUAAGUUCCGUUUGUAUUAAUGGAAUUCUCUGCAUCGGCCAAGAUACGAGUCGAGGAUUGGUAAACUCCUUUAGAGCUGUAUUAUGGAAUCCGGCUACCUCGGAUUUCAUGGUUAUUCCUCCCAGUCCUGAUGAGUAUGUACCACCCUAUCGAAAUCCAUAUUUUGAGUUUCAUGGAUUUGGUUAUGACCAUCUGAAAGAUGACUAUAAGCUGAUUAGAUAUAUGUCGUUUUUCCCUGUAACCGACGAAGAUGAAGAUGUGCCGUUGGAAGAUAGAUCUUGUGACCCUUUGUUAGAGAUAUAUGGUCUUAGGAGUAAUUCUUGGAGGAUACUCGAGAUCGAUAUGCUUGAUAUUCAUGAUUUUACUUAUAGUUCAACGUGGAAUGGUACCGGAGUGCACGUGGAUGGAGUUUGUCAUUGGUUUGGUACUAGAGAUUUAUAUGAUGUUGAAGGCUGUUUGGUGUCAUUUGACUUGAUCAAUGAGGUGUUGUUUACAACACCUUUACUAGACAUGAAUGAAAAAUGUGAUUUGAUAUUUAUAGAGAGACACUUAGUGGUGUUAAAUGGGUCUAUUGCUUUUAUUUCAAAUUGUUAUAAGGCUACUACUUUUCACAUUUCGAUUUUGGGGGAACUCGGUGUGAAGGAAUCAUGGGCCAAACUCUUUGUUAUUGGACCCAUACCUUCCAUUGAAUGUCCCAUUGGAGUAGGGAAGAAGGGUGACAUUUGCUUCAAACAAAAAAAUGAUGAACUAGUCUGGUUUAAUUUAAGCACUCAGAUAACUAAAGAGGUUGGUGUCAAAGGAUCGAUAUAUGGUUGGCAGAUGGGAAUUUACAAAGAAAACCUUAUUCCAAUUGGAGGAAUUAAUAGUUAGUUGUCUUCUUGUUAUCUUCCUAUAGAGCCAUAUGACUAUGGUCAUUAGGAUUUCCAGUAUAUAUGCAAAGUGGCUUGACAAUGACAACUACACAUGUCAUAGUUAUUAUUAAGUAUAUGACAAAUUAAGAAGCCAUUUGGUUGAUAUGUUAAUUUGUCAAAUUUUUUGUUUUGAAAGUUUACUCUCUUUCUAUUUGCAAACUUACAUGGUUUC